Chelonus insularis is the source of this 982-nucleotide messenger RNA. RefSeq lists its product as uncharacterized. The transcript has 2 exons. The coding region runs from base 115 to 561 and encodes 148 amino acids. The record is from RefSeq and is a predicted model, not a curated record. Lineage: Eukaryota; Metazoa; Arthropoda; Insecta; Hymenoptera; Braconidae.
CACUCUUAACCAGUCUUAAUCGCUGUUUUCAGAUAUUCUAACGCUCGUCUAAGCGGUUUCUUCUAACAAUAAUUGUUCUACUUUAUAUUUACUCCGUUUUUAAAAAAAAUCAUCAUGAAAUAUUUGGCUAUUGCAGUUUUACUUGCUGCGGCAGUUGUUGCCGAGGAGAAACCGGAAGACGAGCGACCAAAAACUUACAGACGACUUAUUCCUGCUGAUGUUCUACGUGAUUUCCCUGGCAUGUGCUUUGCAUCAACGAAAUGUGCUACCGUUGAACCAGGAAAAACUUGGGAUCUAACACCUUUCUGUGGACGUUCAACUUGUGUCAUUGAUGAAGAUGAUCCAUCUCGUCUACUUGAACUUGUUGAAGACUGCGGACCACUGCCUAAAGCCAAUCCUAAAUGCAAACUUUCGGAUAAAACUAACAAAACUGCAAGUUUCCCUGACUGCUGUCCUAAAUUCGAAUGUGAAGAUGGUGCUGUAUUGGAAUACCCCGAAAUCUCAACAGUUCCAACGACAGAUCCUGAGAAGAAAGCAGAUUCAAAAGCAGCUGAAGCAUAAAUACACUGAAUGGACCAAAAUUUUUUUAAUUUCUCAAAUGAUUGGUGCAAGUCUUAGCGUGUUUUCAAUUGGAAAGUUUUCUUUUCAAGAUUUGAUUAAAUAGUGUAUGAUGCUUACUUGCAUUCAGCAAUUUGUAAAUAUUUUUUUUUCGAUAUAUUUUCUAUACUAUGAUUUUUAAAACUGUUAAAAAAAUUCAGGUCAAAGCUACCUGAGCCAUUUGCACAAUAAUUUUUUACACUUUCGUAUUGACAUAAAAUAAAAUAUUUUUUUAAUCCAAUAAAAAAACUGAAAUACAAAUUUGUUUGCACGUAAACAUAAGCACAUUAAUGUUCGCGGCAUACAGUUAAUUAUAAACAAUUUGUGAUUUAUAAUUAUAAUUGAAUGAUAUAUUAAUAAUACUUAUUUAAUAAUAAUUGUUGUU